Molecule: messenger RNA, 954 nt
Organism: Physella acuta
Lineage: Eukaryota; Metazoa; Mollusca; Gastropoda; Physidae
Product: transcription initiation factor TFIID subunit 1-like
Source: RefSeq, a predicted model, not a curated record
AUGAAAUGUACUUUGUUUAAUGUUUCAGGUCACAAGCUGAGCCAACAUCAGACAUCACAAGCUCAGCCAACAUCAGACAUCACAAGCUCAGCCAACAUCAGACAUCACAAGCUCAGCCAACAUCAGACAUCACAAGCUCAGCCAACAUCAGACAUCACAAGCUCAGCCAACAUCAGACAUCACAAGCUCAGCCAACAUCAGACAUCACAAGCUCAGCCAACAUCAGACAUCACAAGCUCAGCCAACAUCAGACAUCACAAGCUCAGCCAACAUCAGACAUCACAAGCUCAGCCAACAUCAGACAUCACAAGCUCAGCCAACAUCAGACAUCACAAGCUCAGCCAACAUCAGACAUCACAAGCUCAGCCAACAUCAGACAUCACAAGCUCAGCCAACAUCAGACAUCACAAGCUCAGCCAACAUCAGACAUCACAAGCUCAGCCAACUUCAGACAUCACAAGCUCAGCCAACAUCAGACAUCACAAGCUCAGCCAACAUCAGACAUCACAAGCUCAGCCAACAUCAGACAUCACAAGCUCAGCCAACAUCAGACAUCACAAGCUCAGCCAACAUCAGACAUCACAAGCUCAGCCAACUUCAGACAUCACAAGCUCAGCCAACUUCAGACAUCACAAGCUCAGCCAACAUCAGACAUCACAAGCUCAGCCAACAUCAGACAUCACAAGCUCAGCCAACAUCAGACAUCACAAGCUCAGCCAACAUCAGACAUCACAAGCUCAGCCAGCAUCAGACAUCACAAGCUCAGCCAACUUCAGACAUCACAAGCUCAGCCAACAUCAGACAUCACAAGUUCAGCCAAAAACUGAGACAACAAAUGGUUGCCUCAUAUGUCACUAUAAAGCUAGGUCAAUGAUUACAGAAAGUAAAAUUCUAAACAUGGAUGAAACACAAAGCGAACCUGUCUUUAUACCAGCAUGAAACUGAGAUCUGCUA